Bactrocera dorsalis (oriental fruit fly) is the source of this 479-nucleotide messenger RNA. RefSeq lists its product as uncharacterized. NCBI's taxonomy places the organism in Eukaryota, Metazoa, Arthropoda, Insecta, Diptera, Tephritidae. The record is from RefSeq and is a predicted model, not a curated record. Bases 82 to 471 code for a protein of 129 amino acids. The transcript is spliced from 2 exons.
GAAUGCAAACAUAGAUGGAAGCUACUCCGGGAGCGAUUCUGCAAGGAAAUAAAAAGGCUAGAAGCUCCAUCAGGUAGCGGAAUGUGCUACUUGGAGGAAUGGCGUUUUUUGAAACCCAUGAUGUUUUUAAAAGACUCCGUCACACCGCGUCGCACCCGUGAUAAUGCAGAAGCAAAUGCAGAAUCUGUCUUGGAUUCGUCAACAACGGAUAGUUUGACUGAAAGUCCAUCGCCACCUCAGAAGAAGAAGAAAAGUAGUGAAUUAGAAAGUCUCUACCAGAAGCUUGGCGCAACUAUAAAUAAUUUAGAAAAGCAGAUGGCGGCGCCGGCUGAAAUAUGUGAAACUGACGAGGCUUUUAUGACGACGGUUUUGUGUCUAAUGAAGGACCUGCCAGUGUCGGUCAAAGAUGAAUUCCAGGAGAAAAUGAUCUUGGAAUUAUAUCGCUUACGUCGCGAAAAUAGACAAUCUUAGAUUAGAUA